CUUGGUAUGAUUCAACGGUUCGGAUGCGCCUAAUAAACAACCUAAUUUGCCUCGCGCAUCCUCGUCGCUGUUUCUCCUCAGUCAUCACCUUCCUUCGUCUAAAACCUCACACAGAGACCGAGCUCCCCCAAAACCCUAAACGCCCAAAGUAUUAAUCACAAAGAUACGAAGCUGAAAUUGCAAACGCUGAAACUCAAUAUUCUUGAAAUCCAUGGCUCGCUUCAAAAAUAAGAAGAAGGUGUUUGUGAAGCCGGUUUCGACGAAGAAGCAGGCUAAUGUGGACCAUAUCACAGGGGAUAAAAUCCCAAGGAGCUUUGUGUUUUCCAGAUGCAAGUUGCCUGGUCCUCUGAGGCAGCUUCAAGCUGAUUUGAGGAAGCUCAUGCUUCCCUACACUGCCCUUAAGCUUAAGGAGAAGAGGCGGAACAAUCUUAGAGACUUUCUGAAUGUAGCCGGGCCUAUGGGGGUUACACAUUUCCUCAUGUUGUCGAAAACUCCAACUGCACCAUACCUUAGGGUUGCGAGGACACCUCAAGGCCCAACGCUUACAUUUAAGAUACAGGAGUAUUCUUUGGCGGUUGAUAUUGCGCGGUCUCAAAAGCGUCCUAGAUGCCCGGCAGAUCUUUUUAAGAAUGCCCCCUUGAUUGUUCUUUCUGGUUUUGGGACUGGAGAGCAACAUUUGAAGCUCACAACGAUACUGUUUCAGAACAUCUUUCCAGCCAUUGAUGUUAACACUGUGAAACUUUCUUCAUGCCAAAGAAUAGUGUUGCUUAAUUACAACAAGGACACAAAACUGAUUGAUUUCCGGCAUUACUCCAUAAGAUUACAGCCUGUGGGUGUCUCCCAGAGAUUAAGAAGAUUUGUUCAGAACCAUCAAGUCCCUGAUCUAAGAAAUCUUCAAGACGUGAGUGACUUUGUCACAAAGGCUGGUUACGGAUCAGAAAGUGAAGCAGAUGAUGAGGCAGCGACGGUGACUUUGGCUAAUGAUCUAGGUAGGGUUAAUCGGGCUUCCUCUAAAAGUGCCGUCAAGCUUCAAGAGAUAGGACCCAGAAUGACUCUUCAACUCAUGAAGAUUGAGGAAGGUUUGUGCACCGGUGGAGUCAUCUUCAGUGAAUAUGGAAAUGGCGAUGGGAAGAAAAAGGAAGACAACCAUGAAGAUGAGGAAAACGAUGACGAAGAUGAAGAAAUUGAUGAUGAAGAUGAGGAAAAUGAUGAAGAAGAUGGUGAAGAUAUCGACGAAGACUAACAAUUUCAGAAGCUGUCUUUCCUGUUAUACGUUGAUAUUCCGUUUGUAAUCGUCAACAAUUUGAGUGUUUGCAGUCUAUUAAAAGACUGAAAUUUUGAUGCACCCAUCAAUACAUAUGUUUUGAGGAUCCAA
Molecule: messenger RNA, 1375 nt
Organism: Pyrus x bretschneideri (Chinese white pear)
Lineage: Eukaryota; Viridiplantae; Streptophyta; Magnoliopsida; Rosales; Rosaceae
Product: peter Pan-like protein
Exons: 8
Coding region: 212-1243 (343 amino acids)
Biological process (GO): rRNA processing; ribosomal large subunit assembly
Cellular component (GO): preribosome, large subunit precursor
Molecular function (GO): rRNA binding
Source: RefSeq, a predicted model, not a curated record